UAAAUGUAGCUGCGAGUUGCGAGGUGUAGAUAAGCCUUCGAACAGCUGAGCAUUUUGUUGACGUUUAACGUGCAGCGGUAGCUUUUCACAAUUUCAUAAAAAUGCCGCAAAUUACGGAAAAUGGACAGGAUUUUGAUGUGGUCAAAUACUUCCUGCAGCUCCUGGACGAGGACAAGGAUCUGUCCUCUGGCAUUGCAGCCAUCAGGACUCUGCUCAUGAUCCUGGAAAAAAAACAAUUUGGCACCAUUCAUAUUCUACACACAACCAUGAGGGAAGCGGUGGCCGCCAUGCGGAACACGGAUUUGUCUAUAGCAGCAAUUGUGUCCGCCGGAGAGCUCUUUUGCAGGUUCAUCACCCUCAGUUUGGACGAUAAGCACAUGGAGGAGUGCCGCCAGAUUAUGUUGAAUCGCGGAAAAAUCUUCCUCACCAAGCUGCUCAAUUCCCGGCAGGUGAUUGCCCAGCAGGCCCAGAGGUUCAUCACCGAUGGUUGUCGUAUAUUGACGCACUCCCGAUCCCGGGUGGUCCUCAAGGCGUUGAUUACAGCGUCGCAGAACAAAAAGUCCUUCCACGUAUAUGUGACGCAGGGAGGCACAGGGAACUCUGGCGAAGAGAUGGUUAAGGACCUGCAUGCGGCCGGGAUCGACUGCACUCUCAUCCUGGACUCAGCCACCGGCUAUGUUAUGGAGUCAGUGGACUUCGUGCUCGUGGGUGCUGAAGCCGUGGUGGAGAGUGGUGGCAUCAUAAACCGCAUUGGCACCUACACCAUGGGCCUGUGCGCCCGUGAGAUGAAGAAACCUUUCUACGUUCUGGCCGAGAGCUUUAAGUUCAGUCGCCUGUAUCCACUCAAUCAGCGGGAUCUUCCAAAUGAGUACAAGUACUCCCGCAAACACCUGAACGAUGUGAGCAAAGUGCACCCGCUGGUCGACUAUACGCCACCCGUCUACAUUACCCUGCUCUUCACCGACCUCGGAAGACUAACACCCUCGGCCGUGAGCGACGAGUUAAUCAAACUGUACAUGUAAGGGCGAAUAAAGAAAUUGCACUUAA
Drosophila erecta is the source of this 1047-nucleotide messenger RNA. RefSeq names its product translation initiation factor eIF-2B subunit alpha (gene eIF2Balpha). The transcript is spliced from 6 exons. NCBI's taxonomy places the organism in Eukaryota, Metazoa, Arthropoda, Insecta, Diptera, Drosophilidae. Bases 102 to 1022 code for a protein of 306 amino acids. The record is from RefSeq and is a predicted model, not a curated record. Gene Ontology annotation, cellular component: eukaryotic translation initiation factor 2B complex. Gene Ontology annotation, biological process: translational initiation. Gene Ontology annotation, molecular function: translation initiation factor activity; guanyl-nucleotide exchange factor activity.